Toxoplasma gondii ME49 is the source of this 710-nucleotide messenger RNA. RefSeq lists its product as hypothetical. The record is from RefSeq and is a predicted model, not a curated record. The transcript has 4 exons. NCBI's taxonomy places the organism in Eukaryota, Apicomplexa, Conoidasida, Eucoccidiorida, Sarcocystidae. The coding region runs from base 186 to 590 and encodes 134 amino acids.
GUUGAAUAAAUGUUUUUCUGCGGGUAUCAUCAUUUUUGGUGGAAACCGAUUAAUCGACUGUCCGAAGCAACUAACCCCUGGUGUCCCCCAGGCAGCCCCUUGAGGGUCUCCAUCAGCUGGUCACCAGAGCAAAAGUGGCUUUUCAUGGCUCCUACGCAAUUUCUGAACGAAACGCUUAGGCAUACAUGAUGGCAGGAUUUGUCUAUUUUCCUCGUCUCCCCCAUCUGCUUUUCCUCGGAAGUCUGUUUGUCCUGGAAUCUCUGGGUCAUGCUGCAGUGCUCGCGACACAGCGCGAGGCCCAACAGGAACUCCAAGGUCUCACCAAUGGGUACACCACCGAGCGGGAAAUUGCGACUCACCAGACUCUCCUAGACGUGGAUCUCAGUCCUUCCUUCGCUGAAAAUGGCCGAGCAGAAAAUGGAGAACUAGGCAUUGAUAACGGAGGCUUUGCAGAAGAGACUCGAGAGCAAGGAGGCGGCAACCCUCUUUCAGAACAGCAAGCGCCGGCGACUCAGCGGCUCAGCUCGGAGAGGCCAUCUUGGCUGCCCUCGGAAGCGGAGAGUUCGACCGGGACCUUCUUAGUUGCGUGAGAAUCGCCAAAGACGUGCAGUUUCACAUGACCGCCGCGUGCCGCACUGUGAAAGCUACGGGGAUCAGGUUACAUGUUUGCAAAGACAGGCGGCAAUACCUGGCUGAGGUUUUGAUGGAGC